UCGGUUUGUCAUUCGUAAACAGUUUGCAGACUAGAUGUAAAUAAAAAACAUCGCCCUCAACAUAAUUUUUCGCAAGUAUAGGCGAAAAUAAUGUCCUCAUUCAUAAAACGUAAUGUGAAAAACAAAUUUGCACGUAAACGCAAAGAAUCAUCAGAAUCGGACGAUGCCGAAACGGAAUCAAACGUAGUAAUCAAUCAUGAACGAAAGCGGAAAGCUAAUCCUAACGUACAGAGCACAUCCGCUUUGAAGUCUCGUCGUAAAACUGCUGGAGUCUCUUCAGAUAGUGAUACUGAUGUCAGCGAUGAUAUUGGUGUCAAAUACAAAUCAAAACGCUCUGCAGUACCAGCUGGUCCACAGGACCAGGGAGCGACAGCUGAGCUGGAAAUUGAAACCUCAAAAAAUAAUGACGCUCAAGCAAUCUAUGAAAAAAGCAUCGAAAUUAAUAAGGAACUAGAAGGAAAAGAGGACGAUAAAAUUUAUCGGGGGUUAAACAACUAUACCCAGUUCUAUAAGAAAAAAGAUAGUGCCCUAGGUAAUGCAGCAUCUGGUAUGGUACGCAAAGGACCAAUCCGAGCGCCUUCGAACAUUAGAUCGACAGUACGGUGGGAUUACCAACCGGAUAUCUGCAAGGAUUACAAAGAGACUGGUUUCUGUGGAUUUGGAGAUAGUUGUAAAUUUCUGCACGAUCGAAGUGACUAUAAACAUGGCUGGCAACUAGAGCAGGAAGCGUCCACUACCGGUGGUACUUAUGCGGAUGACUCUGAUGGUGACGACACAAAGUACGAAAUUCACUCCGAUGAUGAAGAACUUCCGUUCAAAUGCUACAUUUGCCGGGAGAGUUUUAAGGAUCCAAUUGUAACGAAAUGUAAACAUUACUUUUGUGAGAAGUGUGCCUUAGCUAACUACAAAAAGUCUACACGGUGUGCAAUUUGCGGAACACAAACAAAUGGAAUGUUUAAUCCUGCAAAAGAAUUGAUUGCUAGAUUGAAGACUAGGGAAAUUCAAGAAGAAGACUCCGACAGUGACUAAUAAAGUUGUAGUGUAUUGAA
Messenger RNA from Topomyia yanbarensis, 1049 nucleotides. RefSeq names its product E3 ubiquitin-protein ligase RNF113A (gene mdlc). NCBI's taxonomy places the organism in Eukaryota, Metazoa, Arthropoda, Insecta, Diptera, Culicidae. Gene Ontology annotation, molecular function: metal ion binding. Gene Ontology annotation, biological process: snoRNA splicing. The record is from RefSeq and is a predicted model, not a curated record. Gene Ontology annotation, cellular component: U2-type spliceosomal complex. Bases 91 to 1029 code for a protein of 312 amino acids. The transcript is spliced from 3 exons.